AUGAUAAGAAAAGCAAAUCUUUUAAAUAUAUUAUUUUUUUAUUAAUUUAAUAACUAAAUUUUAAGUGUAAAGCAUUUAAAACUAAAGCAACUUAUAUAAAUUAAUUUUCAAUUUCUCUUCAAGUAGAAUACUUUAUAAAUAACAAACAUCCUCUUCAUGACAUAAGUAUUUUAUUUUGGUAAAGAGAGGAUUAGACCUAAUGUUUUUUCUGAUCAUACUCCUAUAAUAAAGAAAAUUUCUUUUCUAGGAAAGGAUAUAAUCAACUUUGACUCUAAGGAGGAGAAAAAAAUGUUUGAAGAUUACAUUGAAAUGAUUAAAUUUGUUCAAGAAAAAGACCUUUGUUUUAAAUAAGUUGUGUGCUCAUAAAAUACUGCUUACAUCUUAGAUGCGAAAGACGAGCUAUGGGUAUUUGGUGAAGGAGGCGACGGUUAAUUAGGGAUUAGUAAACUAAAAUCCGUUUUAAGACAACCAAUUAAUAUGAGUAGAUUUUAAAACAGAUAUUUUACUAAUCUCUCUUGCUACUCAACUCAUGUAUUAGCUAUUUCAUCCACUUUUAAACUUUAUACUUGGGGAAAUACAGAAUAUGGAUGUUAAGGAACUAUCAUGCAAAAUAAAUACAUUGUUGAACCUGAAAAAGUUAAAAAAAAUAAAUUUGAGGAGUACAUUCCACAAUAAGAAUAUAGUUAAUUGAAAGUAACUCAUGUUGCUACAGGACCUAACUUUUCUCUGGUUGGAGUUAAUAAAAGUCAUCUUUUCUCAUUCGGAAAAGAAGAUAAAUCUCGUCUUGGAUUGGGAUAAUUUAAUAUUGAUUAUACAGAUAAAAUAUACAAAGUUGAUCUACCUUUUUCAAAUUUAACAAUAAGAGGUAUUGCUUGUGGAACUAAUCAUUGCCUUUUAUGGGAUACAGAAGGAUAAAUUUUUUCUUGGGGAGAUGGUUCACAUGGUAAAUUAGGACAUUCAAGUGUAAAAGGAGGAUACAAUUACAUGAUUGUGAAUCCUCAAAAAAUAAAAGCUUUAGAAGAUUAGAAAAUUAUAUAAGCAAGCUGUGGAUUUAAUCACAGCUGUGCAAUUAAUUUUAAAGGAGAAAUAUAUACUUGGGGGAAAACGAUAUACUCUAAGGAAAAUAAAGAGGGUCAAAAAAUAGAUUACUUGAGACCAAAAAAACUAAGCUGCUAUAUAAAAUCAGAAUAAAACAUUUAAAUAGGGACACAUGCUAUAAAAAUAUCUACUUACGGUAACUAAAAUGCAGUUGUAGAUGAUAAAGGAUAUGUUUAUACUUGGGGAUAAAACAUAGAUAAUUGUUUAGGACAUGAAGAUUCAAAAGAUUACAACUAUCCAGUGUGUAUUGAGGAAUUAACUGGGACAAAAUGUAUAGAUGUUGGCUGUGGUGAAAAUUUCACUGUGGUUAUAGCUUCUGAAAAGAUAAAUAAAUAAACGUAUUACAAUAUUAAAGAAUUUUAUUCUGGAAUUUUAGAAAAUGCAAAAGAAAAAGUAACCAAAAUAAAAGAUUUUUACCAAAAAAAGAUUACUAAAACUAUGAGUAACAAUUCUGUUUUAGAUAAAAAUACUUUGUAAGCUCUUAACAGAAUGGGUAGCAUAGUAGGGUCUCCAAGUGUUUUUACUAGAGGUGAUUCACCUGUUUUUAAACCAACAGAAAAAUAAAUUAAAUAAAAUUUCAUCGCAAACUUUCCUAUAAGUUAGAAGUCUUAACAAAAAUAAUUCAAUAUACCUAAUUCUGAAUAGUAGAUGAGCUAGAAAGUUUCCACAAAUACUCUCAACAAAGUAACUUCAGAAAAAAGAUAAGCUUCUUUUGAAUCCUUCUCUAUAAAUAGAAAAAUAAGAUAGGCAAAUAUAGAAAUUAAAAAAACAAAAGGAGAAUUUAAUGGUUACAAACAUGCAGCAAGCUUAUCUCAAAAUAAAUUUAGACCUUUAAUCAAAGAGAGUGUAGAUAUUAGCGUAUAAGACUUACAAAAGGAAAUAGUUUUAGAUGAAGUGACUUAAAAUUUGCAUUUUGAUGACGAUGAAUUUAUUUUUCAUGAAGAAGCAAAAAAGUAAGAAGAAAGGAAAAAUGUUAAGAAUGAUCCUAGAGAAUUCAUUAAAAAUAAACCUAAAGGUGUGCUAGUAAAUAGUAUUUUUAAGGAAUAGAUAGAACUUAUUUACAAAGAAUAUAGCACAACUGAAAAAAAAGAGAAUUUAUAAGAAAAAUAUCUAAAAAAUGUUAGACCAAAGUAAGAUGAUUUCUUUAAAGCGAGAAUGAAAACAGACUAAUCAAUCAGAUAAAAAUUCAAAGAUGCUAAGAAAGAUUUGUCAAUAAGUAGUGUUUUUGUUGCUGAUAAUUAAAGUACCAUGGAGAAUUAAAUGUAGGAUACAUUCUCAAACAGUAAUUCAGCCCACUAACAAAAAUAUUAGGUUAAUUAAAAUUUUAUUAAAUGUUCUCGUCCCCAAACUACUAGUUCUCAGAUAUUGCAAACUACUAUUAGCUAAAGAUCGAUUUAGCAUAACAAAUUGUUUAAUCCAACAAGUGGAGAAUAACUUUUGGAGCUUCCUCAAGGUGAUUUCCUAAAAAGAUAAAAAUUUUUGUUGAAUCAGUAAUUAAUAGACUAGAAAAAAGAAAAGUUAACUUCAAUUGCUGUCUUGAGAGAUUUUAGAACAGAACUUGCAAAAAAGAAGAAACAAGACAUCGAACAAGAAAAAUAAAAGCUAAGAGACUAAAAAAGAAUUGAAAUAUUCAUAAAAAGUAAAGAAUACUAAUAAAGACUGCUUUAAGAGCAGUAAUUUUAGCAAAAUUCUGACUCCAUUCGAAAUAAUUGGGCUGUUUAUUUAAAUGUGGAGAUGAUUUGUGCAGCAUUUAAAAAAUUGGCAGAAUUAGGUUUAUAAAAUCUUAGAAGAGAGUUUGAGCUAAAAGUUAAGCUCAGAAAAAUGCAAUUUUAUAUUAGAGAUUAUAUGAUGAGAAAAAAAAUAAAAAAACUAUCUACAAAAUAAAUAAUUAUCAUGAGAAGAAUGAUUUCAUGCUGGGUAAAAAGGAAGUAAUUGUAAAAACUAUAAUAGGCAACUAAACUGGUUGUCUUGCAUUGUAUAUAAGAAAAAAUUAAAAAGAAGCUAAGAGUCAAAAUUUCUGUCAAAAGAAAUUAGAUUAUUUACGUUCAGCAUUUUAUGAGAUGGGCUAGAAAGUCAUUACAUUAAUAGAGAAAGAUUUUAAGUUAAAUAUGGGAUACACACAUUUUGCAUAUAUUUAGAUAAUAAAUUAUCAGCAGAAACUUAGAUGGCAAAUAACUCGAUUUCUACAGGAACAAAUUUUCUAAUAUGCUUACUAGUUACACUGCUGUUAAAUAAACAAAUUAACAUUAAAAUUCGAUAUAAGAAAAGCCUUUUUUGAAUAGUUUAAUUUAAACUUAAAUUAAUCUUGAGCUCAACACAAGUUAGUCUUAAAAAACUAGUUAAUUUCAAAAUUUAUAAAAUUUACAGACUUUGAACAUAUAAGAUUUCCAAACCGUAAAUGGCUAGAUCGAAGAUUUCGAAACAUAUCUCAGAGGUAGAUCCAACUAGACAAGCUAAAAAAAUGCUAAAUAGAAUAUGCUAUAAAUGAAUAACGUACAGAAUGUAGGUUUCACAAUCAAGGAUUAGCUUGAUGAUGAAUCUAUUCAUGAAAUUAUUAAGAGAAAAGCUUAAUAAAAUACAUUAUUUGGAGGUCUACUAGAAUAAUUAAAAUUCAAAACAAAUGUAAGAGACUCUUAAGUAAUUAAUUAUGAAGAAGAGGAACUUUUAAAUUUGGAUACUAAGACAGAUUCUAAAUCUAGAAAUGUGAUAUUUAAAGAUCAAAAUCAAAUUAGUUAAGAUGGAGAAUUUAAAUAGAAUAGAACCACUAAAUUAGAACUCAAAGGAAAUCUCUCUAAAUAAAAUGAUUAAUCUUUGAAGAGUGCUUCUUAAAUAAAUGAAUUAUCUGAUUCUAAGAGUGAUAGUUCAGAAGAUUAAAUAGAUGAAGAAGAGUAAGAACUUACUAAAAAAGUACCUAAGUCUAAACAAAUGCAGAGAAGAAAAUAAGUUUUUAAAAGGGAUGAAUUUUCUUUUGCAGAUACUCUUCUACCGUUUUCUGUGCACUAUUUUGAUUUACUGCUACCCUCAAAUUACUCUAUAAGGAUAGAUUCUUUAAAGAAUCAAAACUAGUAAGCUCUACAAGUUGCUAAAAUGGCAGAAAUUACUGUGAAAAAGAAAAUCAUAGAAAGUAUUUUGAUAUUGACUCGCUCAAAGUAUGAAUAAUAAAUCAAAUAAUAUAAUCAAAAAAGAAAAGAUUUCAUUGAGGCUAACAAGCAUUUAAUUAAUUUGGAGAGAGCAAAAAUUAUGUUGCUCACACCUGCUGAAACUUUGAGAGGAAUUCAUAAAAGAGAAGAUGUUUAAUAUGCUUUAAAAAAGAAAUAAUAUUAUUCAUAAUAAUAGUUAUUUGACCAUCUUCCAUUUGAAGAAUUGAAAUAGAUAAUUGCUGAUAGAUUACCAAAUGCUCCUAAAAGGCCUGCUUACAAAGUCACAAUAAAUUAAGAGUUAUUCAGGGCAAGUUUUCAUAAAUAUGUUGAAUCAGUUAGAAAAUUAAUUUAAGAAAUAGAAAUUAGAGGUAUAUUUAAAGGAAAAAAAAAGAGAGAUGUUUCAAUAAUGAAAAAGAAUAAUGAUACAGAAAAUGAUGAAGAUCAAGAUGCUUAAUAAAUUAAUAUGGAGAAAUUGUAUUAGAUUUUUAGAAACUUCGAAAGAAAUUUCAAAAUUUGA
Molecule: messenger RNA, 4755 nt
Organism: Tetrahymena thermophila SB210
Lineage: Eukaryota; Ciliophora; Oligohymenophorea; Hymenostomatida; Tetrahymenidae
Product: hect domain and RCC1-like domain protein
Exons: 22
Source: RefSeq, a predicted model, not a curated record